Messenger RNA from Leptosomus discolor (cuckoo roller), 6450 nucleotides. Lineage: Eukaryota; Metazoa; Chordata; Aves; Leptosomiformes; Leptosomidae. The record is from RefSeq and is a predicted model, not a curated record.
AUGUUGUUCAGGGCGGUGGUGUUGCUGCUGUGGAGAGCUCCUGUUAAAUGCCACUUUCAAGGCCUGUUCCCCGCCAUUUUGAACCUGGCCAGCAACGCUCACAUCUCCACCAAUGCCACCUGCGGGGAGAAGGGACCGGAGAUGUUCUGCAAACUGGUGGAACACGUCCCAGGACGGCCCCUGCGCAAUGCCCAGUGCCGUGUCUGUGACCACCACAGUGCCAAUCCCAAAGAGCAGCACCCAAUUUCCAGUGCAAUCGAUGGUACCAAUAACUGGUGGCAAAGUCCCAGUAUUCAGAAUGGGAGGCAAUACCACUGGGUCACCAUCACCUUGGAUUUAAGGCAGGUCUUUCAAGUUGCAUAUGUCAUCAUCAAAGCUGCUAAUGCUCCACGACCUGGAAACUGGAUUUUGGAACGCUCUUUAGAUGGCACAGAGUUCAGACCAUGGCAGUACUAUGCAAUUAGUGAUACCGAAUGUUUAACUCGUUACAAUAUUACGCCAAGAAUUGGGCCACCAACUUACAAGAGAGAUGAUGAAGUGAUCUGCACCUCCUAUUAUUCCAGACUAGUUCCCCUGGAACAUGGAGAGAUUCACACAUCACUGAUCAACGGGAGGCCUAGCGCUGAUGAUCCUUCACAAAAGCUUUUGGAGUUUACUUCUGCACGGUACAUUCGCCUACGACUGCAGCGUAUUAGAACACUUAAUGCUGACCUCAUGACUCUCAGCCAUAAUGAUCCUAAAGAACUAGACCCCAUUGUUACCAGAAGGUACUACUAUUCAAUAAAAGACAUCUCUGUUGGUGGUAUGUGUAUUUGUUAUGGCCAUGCUCGAAGCUGCCCUCUGGAUGAAAUCACAAAGAAAUUGCAGUGCCAGUGUGAACACAACACAUGUGGAGAGAGCUGUAACAAGUGCUGUCCAGGCUACCACCAGAAGCCAUGGAGACCAGGAACCAUUUCUGCUGGGAACAAAUGUGAGAAGUGCAACUGUCAUAACAAAGCAGAAGAUUGUUACUACAAUCAGAGUAUUGCAGAUCAGAAAAAGAGCAUGGAUGUUCAUGGCCAGUACAUAGGAGGUGGUGUGUGUUUAAACUGUACUCAACAUACUACUGGGAUCAACUGUGAAAUGUGUGCUGAUGGAUAUUUUAGACCACAAAAAGUUUCUCCCUAUGAGGAUCACCCCUGCUAUCCCUGUGGCUGCGACCCAUUCGGCUCUCUGAGUUCUGACUGUGUUAAAGAUGAGCACCAUUCUGACUCACAGCGUGGGACUUGGCCAGGUCAGUGUCGAUGCAGAGAAGGUUAUGCAGGAGAGAAAUGCGAUCGUUGUGCUUUUGGGUAUCGGGGCUAUCCAAACUGUCUGCGUUGUAACUGCAGCCUCAUUGGUAGCAUUAAUGAAGAUCCAUGCACAGAACCUUGUCUUUGCAAAGAAAAUGUAGAAGGUGAAAACUGUGAUCUCUGUAAACCAGGAUUCUACAAUUUGCAAGAAAGGAAUCCUCAGGGCUGCACAGAGUGUUUCUGCUUUGGGGUUUCUGAUGUCUGUGACAGCCUAACAUGGCCCAUCAGUCAGAUAUCGGACAUGACUGGAUGGCUUGUUACUGAUCUGUAUAACGCAAGGAGCAUGCAACCCCAGCGAAGCCAAUUUGAUGGACCCCAUCAAAUAAGUAUUAAUAACACUGAGGCUGUGAAAGUACUGAAACAUGCUUAUUACUGGUCAGCACCUGAAAUAUAUCUAGGAAAUAAACUCACAGCUUUUGGUGGAGACUUGAAGUAUACAGUAUCUUAUGACAUUCCAAUGGAGAGUAUGGACAGUGAUAUAGUAUCUAGUGUGGACGUCAUCAUUCAGGGUAAUGGGCAGAUUUUGGGUACAAGAGCAGCAGGCUUAUCAUUGCAGCCAUAUGAGGAGUACUCUAAUGCAGUGAGAUUUGUAUCAGAGAAUUUCAUAGACUUCAAUACAAAAAAAGCGAUAGAUCGGGAGAGGUUGAUGACUGUUCUGGUAAAUGUGACCCAUCUUCUGAUCAGAGCCAACUACAACAUUGCCAAAAAAGCCGUGUACAGGCUGGACUCUGUGACCCUGGAUACUGCAAGUGCAAAUGUUAUAGAUCUUUCUUCAGCACCAGAUGUGGAAUUCUGUGAAUGUCCUCAAGGUUACACAGGAAUAUCCUGUGAGUCCUGUCUCCCUGGGUACUACCGUGUGGAUGGAAUACUCUUUGGAGGUAUUUGUCAACCCUGCAAAUGCAAUGGGCAUGCAACUGAGUGUGAUAUUCAUGGUGUUUGCUUUGCUUGUCAACACAACACAACAGGGCCUUUCUGUGAUCAGUGCUUGCCUGGCUUCUAUGGAAGUCCGUCCCAAGGAACUUCUGAGGACUGCCAGCCGUGUGCGUGUCCUCUGAGUUCUGCUGCAAACAAUUUCAGUCCUACUUGCCAGCUGAGUGAAGGAGGUCAAAUUGUCUGUGAUAAAUGUCUUCCAGGCUAUACUGGUUCUCAGUGUGAAAGAUGUGCUAAUGGUUACUAUGGAAACCCACUCAUGCCUGGACAAUCGUGUGCUCCUUGUGAAUGCAAUGGCAAUGUAAACCCUCAAGAAGAUGGCCACUGUGACACCUUCACAGGACAAUGCCUGAAAUGUCUGGGGAACACCGCAGGUCACCACUGUGAAAGGUGUGCUGAUGGGUAUUACGGGGAUGCAGUGACUGAGAAGAGCUGCCAUGCCUGUGCAUGCCAUGUGAACGGUUCCCUUUCUAGUACUUGUCAUCAUGAGACGGGCUUCUGCCACUGCAAAUCAAACGUGAUCGGAGAAAGAUGUGAUAAGUGCUUGAAUGGUUAUUAUGGCCUGCUUACUGGGCUUGGCUGCGUUCCCUGCAACUGCAGUCAGUUUGGCUCGGUCUCUGAGGCCUGCGAUCAUCAGGGGCAGUGUCACUGUGUACCAGGAGUGGCUGGAGAAAAAUGUGAUCGUUGUGCUCAUGGCUUUCAUGCAUUCCAGGAUGGUGGCUGCACACCCUGUGAUUGUGCUCAUACCCAGAACAACUGUAAUCCUGAUUCUGGCCAAUGCAUUUGUCCCCCUCACACUCGGGGACCAAAAUGUGAACUCUGUGAAGAAAAUCACUGGGGACUCUCUCCUAAACUUGGCUGCAAGGAUUGCAACUGUAGCAACACUGGUUCAGCCAAUCUCCAGUGUGAUGUACUGACGGGUCAAUGCCAGUGCAAAGUUGAAUUUGGAGGACAAGACUGUUCCAGGUGUGCGUUAGGCUACAGGGACUACCCGGACUGUGUUGCCUGUGACUGUGAUUUGAGUGGAACCAAAGCGGAGAUGUGUGAUGACACUGAAGGACUUUGUGGUUGUGAAGAAGAAACUGGCAUCUGUACCUGCAAGGAGAAUGUAUUUGGUUUGCAAUGCAGUGAGUGUAAACCUGGAACUUUUGCUCUGUCUGCAAACAAUGCACUAGGCUGUACUCCAUGCUUCUGUUUUGGGAUGUCCAUGUUUUGUUCGGAACUAGAAGAUCACGUAAGAAUUCCUAUAACUUUAACUCCAGAUCAGUCCAUUUUGCGUGUAGUAGCACAAAGUAACCUGACUGGAACAGUGGAAGGAGUAUUUUCGCAGUUUCCUGAUGUUUUACUGGAUGCUGCCGUAGUCAGAAAAUACUUAAAUACAGAAACAUUUUACUGGAGGUUACCAGAGCAGUUUCAGGGAGACCAGCUCAUGGCCUAUGCAGGGAAGCUGAGAUAUACUGUUGCUUUUUAUGCUUUGGAUGGCUUUGGAACCUCAAAUUUUGAGCCACAGAUUCUAAUGAAGGGAGGUCACACCAGCAAGUUGGUCAUCUAUGUAGACAUCCCCGCUCCAGAAAACGGAGUAAGAAGUGACAAGGAAGUGGAAAUGAAGGAGGAUUCUUGGAAGUAUUUUAACUCUGUGUCUGACAAGCCUGUCUUACGUUCCGACUUCAUGUCUGUGCUAAGCAAUGUUGAAUACAUCCUUAUCAAGGCAGCUUAUGGCCAAGGAUUACAGCAAAGCAGAAUUGCAAAUAUCUCAAUGGAAACUGCUGUGAAGUUUGAAGAAAUGCAUCUAGGCAGAGCUAAAGCUCAUCUUGUAGAGCAAUGUAGGUGUCCUGCUGGUUAUGCUGGAUUGUCCUGUCAGAGCUGUGCUCCGGGAUACUACAGGGGAAAGCACACAGAACUCAGUGUAAAAGAGCCUCACGCUCUGAUGACACCUUGUGUGCCAUGUCAGUGCAACAACCACAGUGAAACCUGUGAUCCUGAAACUGGAAAGUGCUUGAACUGCAGAGAUAACACAGUUGGUGAUUACUGCAGUGCUUGUGCCCCAGGCUACUAUGGGAAAGUACUUGGAUCUGUCAACGACUGCUCUCUUUGUGCCUGUCCCAGAGCCAACCCUGUUAGUUUUAGUCCCACUUGUGUCCUGAAAGGUGUUCAGGAUUACCAGUGUGAUGCUUGUCUCCCAGGAUAUGAAGGACAGUACUGUGAAAGGUGCUCCCUUGGCUAUUAUGGUGAGCCUCAGCUUCCCGGUGGCAGCUGCCAUCCAUGUCGGUGCAAUCCCAGUGGCUCUGUUCAUGUUAAUUGUGAUCGUGCAACUGGCCAGUGCCUCUGUAAGCAAGGUGUGACAGGACAGCUCUGUGAGGAGUGUGAACCAAGACAUCUUCUUGUGGAAGACGAGUGCGUUUCUUGUGAUGACAACUGCACAGGAGUUUUGUUAAACAGUUUGGAUCAUCUCAACAAGGCCAUGCUUUCGAUGAACCUCACUGGUGUUGCCCGUGUGCCCUAUGGGAUAUUGGCAGAGUUGGAGAAUGCAACAAAACAUCUGAAGGGGUCUAUAGUUCCUAGAGAAGAUCCAACUUACUCACUAACUACAGCAAAAGAAACUCUUCUGAGUUUGUCAGGAGGAAUUGAUCAGCUGCAUGAAGAGUCAUCUAGAUUUUUGAAAAAAGCUUGGAAGCUUAACACUGUGACUCAGGAAACCAGGAAUAAAAGUCAAGAGCUGACUGGAUUUAUUGACACAGUACAUGCAACCAUCAAAGUACUUGCUGAAGUUGCUAUGUCGCUAAAUGAAACACUGGGCCUGCACCUCCCGCUGUCAAAUGCUACAUCUCAGAGCCUGCAGGACGAUAUUUCUGCCCUUUUGGAUGCACUGCGCAAGAAAGAUUUUGCUCAACAGCACCAUAAUGCUAGCAGUGUCCUGAAAGCUGCAGAAAAUUUGUUGAUCCAGGUUCAGAAAGAGUAUCUUAAACCCCAGGAGGAGCUUGCUGAACUAAAAAAGGAUGCAAGCCAGCUCUUGUCAAAGCACAACAGCAGACUGCAAGAUGUCCAGGAUCUGGCGAAUGAGGCACUCGCUAACGUCAAUGAGACCAAUCGCUUGUUUCCUCUUAUCUCUAGCAACCUGGCAGAGUUAAAUGACAAAAAGCUAAAUAUAAAGGAAGGUGAAGAAGUCUCGACCGCACUCAUUAAAGAAGGGGAGGUCCUAGUAAAUGCUGCUGCUGCUCUUGCCCAAGAUGUAAAGAACUCUACAUCUAACCUGGAGGUCCACCAGGAUGGGUUAGUCCUAUGGAGCACCAAACUGCGACACCACGUGGAUGAACUGGUGAUGCAGAUGUCUGUGAGAGGAGUGCUUGACCUGGUAUACAGAGCUGAGGAGCAUGCCACCCAGUUUCAAAGACUUGCAGAUGCACUAGAGAGUGGCCUCUCUAAAGUAAGAAAUGUGACUCUGAACACAACUGCUGCUGUCUACGCCCACUCCAGUGUCAAAAGUGUGAUUGAAAGAACAGAGAGUUUGGCAGAUGAUGCAUCUAGAGUUGUGAAUGGCCCCUUGUAUUUACCAGAGGAGUCUCUUGGUGUUCUUGGAAAAGAAACUCUACUGCUUAGCUCCAAAUUUCAGAACGAAGCUAAAAAUGUGAAGAAAAAAAGUGAUGACCUUUUAUUUGGAUUGAAUGGGUUGAACAAAAGGGUAGAAAAGAUUCAGAAAAGUACUAAUAAAAUUGUCAACCAGCUUAAUGAUUCCCUGUUGACACUAAGAGCAUUGCCUAAUGAUGCAAGGAAAUACAUGUUUGAGGUGAAAGAUCUGGCUAUGUCUGCAAACACCAGUGCUGUGGUGGGUUUAAGUCACUUUGGGGAUUUCAAUCAAAAGCUGCUGAAUACUUCUUCUACAUUGUCCCGAGUUAAUGACACAUUGAGGAAAACUAGUGAACUUAUAACUGAUUCAUCAAAAGCUGCAGUCACAGCUGAAAAACAAGUUAAAGAAGUUGAAGCGCAAGCAAGUCUUUUAUUGGAUAGGCUGAAACCUUUGAAAAUGCUAGAGGAGAACCUGAGCAGAAACUUGUCUGAAAUUAAAGAGCUCAUCAGCCAGGCCCGCAAGCAGGCAGCUUCUAUUAAAGUUGCAGUAUCAGCAGAUAGAGAUUGUAUUCGUGCUUACCAACCCCAAAUUUCAUCUACAAAUUACAACACCUUAACACUCAAU